Cotesia congregata is the source of this 2007-nucleotide messenger RNA. The record is from the annotation of a GenBank genome assembly. NCBI's taxonomy places the organism in Eukaryota, Metazoa, Arthropoda, Insecta, Hymenoptera, Braconidae.
AUGUUGUCAGCGUUCAAAAGAUUGGCUGGUAAGCACGAUGGGGUUGUUAACACAUCACCUAGACCUGCUCAUCAAUCAAUGCCAACGACAUUGCAGAGAAAAUUUUCUAAAGGAGUCCAAUAUAACAUGAAAAUAAUCAUCAAGGGUGAUAGAAAUGUUGGUAAAACAUGUUUAUUCCAUAGACUGCAGGGCCAAAAAUUUACAGAAGAAUACAUUCCAACGGAAGAAAUCCAAGUAACAAGUAUCCAGUGGAACUAUAAAACCACCGACGAUGUCGUGAAAGUAGAAGUGUGGGACGUAGUUGACCGUGGAAGGCGUAGGCGAAAAUUAGACGGCUUAAAAAUGGACAAUGCUCCAUCAGACGCGAUUAUCGAAGAGCCAGCACUCGACGCAGAAUUUCUGGACGUCUACAAGGGGACCAACGGCGUGAUCGUGAUGCUAGACGUCACAAAAUCCUGGACAUUUGACUAUGUGCAGCGCGAGCUGCCGAAAAUUCCCGAUCACAUCCCCGUAAUAGUCCUGGGAAAUCAUUGCGACAUGUCUCACCACCGUACAGUCACCUCAGAUCGCGUGACUUAUUUUAUCGAUUCUCUGACUGAAAGAACCGCUCAAGUGCGUUACGCCGAGUCUUCGAUGCGUAAUGGUUUCGGAUUAAAAUUGCUGCACAAAUUCUUCAACCUUCCAUUCCUGCAGCUGCAACGCGAGACACUGUUGAAGCAACUUGAGACGAAUGAAGAAGAAACCCAGCUUACUAGUCAGGAGUUGGAUUUGUUUCAAGAGAGCGACGACGCUGAUUACGAUAAAUUCUUGGACAAUCUUGUAAAUCGGCGACGUGCUGUCGCUGAAUCUGUAUCAGCGAAUAUUCUAGUCCCAAAUGUAACGUCAUCAUUAAGCACACACCACGCAUUGUCUUCCAGUAAUAGUAAUAAUAAUUUUAACGAUGUUAGAAGAUCUAAUUCAAUGCCUGGACCGAUUGGUGGUGGUACUCCCAUUCCUGUUAAAUCUUUUGAGGCCAAAGUAAUACCAAAAAAAGAAACCAAGACAGAUUAUAAUGGGAAAAAUAUAAUUUCUGAUGAUAAAAAGGAAAAGCAGCAAAAUUUUGUAGCUAAAAUUCUUGCUGGAAAAAAAGAUGAUGUUCCAACAAUAAAUUUAACAAAUGCAGCUAAUAAUAAAAAUUCUUCUCCGCUAGCAAGCGUUGAAGACUUUGUUCCAGACGAUGGAAUGUUAGAUAGGUCUUUUUUGGACGACAAUAAUCAGUCACCUCAAAAAACUCAGGCUAGUAGUAAUGUAGUUGAUACAGAUAGUGAGACAGAGACUGCUAACCCACUUGUUGCUGGGUAUGAAGACGAUCUUUCGUCGGCUGAUGAUGACCAUUCCGUUCCAGUAGAGCCGAGGCUUGCUGAGAAUCCUUUGAGCAAGUCUAAAAAGCGUGAUGCUGGUUCUUUAAUUGAGGAUAAAAAAAUAAUUCCGGAAAAACGCGACUCGAUAUCGUCCAUUGAAGAGCUCCAGAUAUCGAAUGGAGAUUUUGGGUCGCUGGAUCACCAGGACGGAAAUUCAGACAGGUUUAAUAGUUGGUUGAGUCGGGACUCCAAGUGGCGGCAGAGUCCCGAGGGUGGAGAAGAUGUUAGUAGCACUGGAACUAGAAAAGAUAAAUUGGAUGUCAGUGAUAAGAGUCUAGAUGUCAGUGUCACUAGUUCUAAUGUCCAUCUAGAGCUGCUGGAUAAUUCGAGUGUUAGGCAGAAUUAUGCUUAUGCUAAUUCUAACUCCAAUUCUAAUAGUCCGGUGAUGAAGGAGAAGAAGAAGAGGGAUAAGGGUGAGGAUAAAGAGAAGAGGAAGAAGAAGAAAAGUAAAGACAAAAGCAAGGAUAAGGAUAAGGGGGAUAAGAGUGAGAGGAGGAAGAAACGAUCGCAGAGAAAGGAUGAGGAUGAGGGGAAGGAUGAGCUUGAAGAGUUUUUAAAUGGACCUGCUUCGCGACCAUCUAUUGAUAUGGCUUAUGAGGCUUUGUAA